GGAGAAGUUCGUUUUCCCAUGAUGCACCUGUCGUUCUUCCUAUCUCGCGCCUUUGCCUCGGAUCAGUCCAUCUUGCCUUUCGCAUCGCUGCAGUCACCCUCUCCCUCUGCCAGCGCGCCGUCCCUGUUGUUGUAGUAAAUAAUGGCGGCCUCGGGAGGCGGAUUAUCCUCUUCCUCCACGGUGGCGGGCUUGAGCAGUGGAGCACCGCCAGCCAGGGCUCGUUUUCCGGGCCGGCCGUCCGCGGUUCGCAGCAGGCUGCGGUCCGAGAAACGAAGCAGACGCGGAAGAUGGGGCUCGGACGUCGGUGAGCUGGCUGUCGGAGGGCCGAGGCCCGUAAACAUCGGACUUGCUUUAAGCGAGGAUCCGUCCCUGCUGCGCCUUCUCGGGGUAACGGAGAAGUACAGCCGGCAGAGAGAUGUGGGGUUUGACUCCAGCAGCAGUGAGGAGGAGGAAGAUUUCACUGGAUUUGGGACCACCAGAGUUCAUCCUCAGAAAACUGUCCCUGAUUCCACCAUCAGCCAAGCCACUUCCCCUCAGGCUUCUAAUCCCCUGGCAAUAGCAAAGCCUCUUGUUGGGAAAAUUAUUCCCAAGACACCAAAACCAGCUGUCGUGGGGAAAAUCGUACCACGGGUUUCUAAAGAAGAACAGGAUGUUGAAGAGAACCCAGAAAAAGACAAAGAGUUGCCAAAGGCAGCAAAUAAAAUGCUUGAAAAGCAGGUGGCGCUCUCUGCAAAAGCCAAACACUCAGACCCUCAGCCCUCAGGUACACGCAGCAGUACAGCGUCAGCUGACGUCCUCAGCCCAGCGGGAGCAACGUCCUGCCCCCAAAGCACGAAGAACCAGGCAGCCGCCUCAUCAACCGGCUGCACCAAGCACCAGGAAAAGGCACACGGUUAUCCUACCGCAGGGAGAGGGAGGGGAAGAGCUCCGAAAAGAGUCAAAGAGGAAGGUGAGGCGUCAGAGGACUCGGACACGGGCACAGGUCAGAGACAGCGACCCGUAAAGACCGCCUUCCGGUUGGGCCACUCCAGACGCACGGCCCGAGCCGUCGCCCUGUCCUUUACGUCCUUCCACAAACGGCAGAGGAGGAGAACUGCCAAAGGCAUGGGCGCCUCCCCUGAGGCCGGAGCCGAGGCCGGCCCCCACAGCGGGGAGGAGGCUGCCAUGCCCCUCGAGUGUAAAGCUGCACAGUCCUCCCAAAGACGAGUGUACAAGAGACAUCACCGCAAGUCUUUGUUUGGGUACAAGCGGAAGCCGUCAUCGGGCGAUCCAGCUAUGAAAUUCCCCAAAAUCAGAAGAGUUCGCACCAAGCAUGUUUUUUAUACCUACGAACCGAAGGCCCCACCCCCCACAGCAGGGCAGGAUGGGAAUGGACCUCCGAUCCCUGGGCAGAAUAUCCCCCCAUCGGAGGAAGAGCCAGGCUCAGUUUCUGAGCUGGAACGUCAAAGCUCCAAAAAUUCCUCCUCCAUUGUUACGAGUGGGCGGUCGUCGCGAGUUAUCAAAACUCCAAAGAGGUUCCUGGAUGAGGAAAUGAUCCCCUUUCCAAAGGGCUCCCUGUCAACAUGGCUGAAAACGCAGCAGAGGGAUGAGGGGAAAGCGGCCCCAUCGCAGACUGAGUCGAGUUACAGCGGCCACUCCCAGUCCGGGGACUGCAACGCCGCGUCUGUGUUCCACAGCCCGGCCGCAGUGAAAAUCUCAUCAGCACCAAGUCCAGGCGCGAGCCACAAAGAGAUCUACAAAAACCUGAAGAAGCUGACCUUAAAACUGGCAGAGAAAAAGAGAGGCCAGUCUAACUCUCAGGAGGACGGCGCUCAGCAUGGCGACACUCUGACCUCGCACGUCAGGAAGAGACGGAGGCCCAAGCUCAUGAUGGAGGAACUGGACUCCCCCGGAGUUGUCAGGAAACUCGCUGUAGUGGUGAACGCGGAUGUGGAAUCAUCCUCUCAGAUCCUGCCGGAAAAUACAGGCAUUAAAAAUAAAGCAGCAGGUUUAACUGAUGCAAGCGAGACACUGGAAGUCAGUGGGCCAAGCCAUCGGAUUGGUCUCAGUGGAGCCAAUAAGAGGAUGCUUCACCUGCUUAAGAAAGCCAAAGUUCAGCUCAUCAAAAUCGAUCAGCAGAAGCAGCUCAAAUUGUCGCAGUUGGGCUCUAGCGAGUCACAAGUACCAUUGAGUGGGAGGAGGAGGAGGAGGAGGAGGAGAGUCGGUCUGCCUCAUAAAGAGUUGGGGCCACAGGAGCAGCCGCUGGGCGGCCCGAGGAUCAAACACGUGUGCCGGGCAGCAGCGGUGGCUCUGGGGCAGCCCCGCGCCAUGGUGCCAGACGACAUCCCCAGACUCAGCGCCCUGCCGCUGCACGAGAGGGAGGGCAUCACCUUCUCCUCCGCAGCCGAAGAUGUGGCAGAUGAUGAUGAUGAUGAUGAUGACGAUGAUGAUGAUCCCGUCUCUGAUCAGGGGAGAGCCCAGUGGGCUGUCUCGCAGGAAAGCAUUCAGCGCCGGAGGCGGGGGAGGGGGAAGGGCCAUAAGUUCAGGAAGAGGAGAGUACUGAGUCAGUACAUACCCGGGGGGGUCCGGUCCCGGCGCUGCGGGAGCUGCAAGGGCUGCUCGGUGGAGGAGGACUGUGCAAAGUGCAUCAACUGUUUGGACAAGCCCAAGUUUGGGGGGCCCAACACCAAGAGGCAGUGCUGCAUAUACAGGAAGUGUGAUCGGAUUGAGAAAGCAAAGAUGAGUCGCGCUUUAAAACCGGUGAAAGUCCAGGAGAGGCGGUUCUCAGGCUCCAUGCCGAGCUCUGAUGCAAAGUGCCGCUUCGGAGACGCAGGAGAAGCUCCAUCCUCCACGGCGCGUGGAAUCAGGAAGCAGUCCCUGCGUAACAUCAAGCCACGCUCCUACAGCAGCCUGCUCAAAUCUGAAUCUGAGGAAGAGGAGGAGGAGAUGGAAGAGGACAAGUCGGACAAGUCGACUGUCAAGCUAAGUGCUGCUCCUCUCUCCAACCAAGGGGAUCUUCCCCCUCAAGAUGGCGUUUUGCUGCCAGACGACCCCCCGACUGAGGCGGUCAGGCAUCGCCGGCUGUUCCCCAAAGGCUCUGGCAGACCAAGAGCUUACAAGUGCGCUCCUCCACAGGCUCAGAGGAACACGGAGGAGAUGGAGCCCAGAGAAACUUUCCCUGAAUCUGGACCAUCCAGGAGCCCGAAGCUGCAGAGGCAGCUACAAAUACAUUUACGCCGUCUGCCUGAUUAUAUCCUGCAGUCUGCCACUUUGUCUUUGGCGCCUAAGUCGCCUCCGUGUGUGGAUCAGUGUACUGCACAGGCCAAUCCUCCAUGUUUCCAGCCUUUAACGCAGCCUGCUAUCUCACAAUCUUCCUGCCCAAUAGCAAAUUCUACUCCAAAGCCUGAAAGGCACGCUGUUUCUCCACCUUCCUCCCAGCACAGUACAGACUCUCCUCAGAAAACUCUGGUGUUGCGUUUGCACCGUUUGCACCACUCUCUGGUGCAGUCGCUGUUUCACCCGCACAAACCUGUCCCAUCACCAUCACCCGCUCAGCAUCUGCGGUCCACACUGCAGCCGGCUGCGGUGGAGGGUUCGCCACACAUUUGUUCUCAGGGAUGUCCAGAGUCUGAGGCGAAGCCCUCAGACGCUCAGACGGAGACGGGCCGAGCUCACGCAGAUAAGACUGCGUGCAGGCUCUUUCCAGGGCGGCCACAGACUGUCAGUCCACCGGCAGAAUUACAGGAAGGCAAGCAAAAGGAGCAGGAGGAUGCUCACGGAGAGCUGCCAGAAGAGGACCAGGAGGACUCUUCUGUAGCAGAGACGGAGCUACAAAGCUGUCCAGCAACUGACCCACACUAUCUCCUUCAUUCUCAGAAUGCUGCAGAGUGUGCAUCAGUGAACAGCCUGGCGGGGUUAACUAACGGAUUUCCCCAAAAGGGCCUGUUGCAGUACAAGCACAAGAUCCGUGUAGACUUUAAGGAGGACUGUGCUGUUCAAAAUGUGUGGCUGAUGGGCGGCCUCAGCGUCCUCACCUCAGUGGCCAGCACUCCACAGCCGGUCUGCCUGCUCUGUGCCAGCAAAGGAAGACACGAGAUGAUCUUCUGCCAGAUCUGCUGUGAGCCUUUCCACCGUUUCUGUCUCGCACCUGAAGAGUGUCCCCAGGAGGAGGCCAAGGAGAACUGGUGCUGCAGGCGCUGCAAAUUCUGUAACGUCUGCGGCCGUAGAAGCAAAAGCACAAAGCCUGUGUUGCAGUGCAGGAGAUGCCAAACCUGCUACCACCCUUCUUGCUUGGGGCCAACAUACCCAAAGCCUAUAAAUUGCAGCAUGCCCUGGGUUUGCAUGACUUGCAUUCGCUGUAAAAGCUGCGGAGUGACUCCUGGUAAGACAUGGGACUUGGCCUGGAACCACGAGCAGGACCUCUGUCCGGACUGCAGUACUCUCCACAAGAAAGGGCAUUUCUGCUCCAUCUGCUCCAAGUGCUAUGAGGACAGCAGCCAACCCUCACGGAUGAUUCAGUGUUCAAACUGCAGCCGGUGGGUUCAUUACAGAUGUGAAGGACUUUCAGAGGAGCUUUUCGAGCUGUUAUCCAGUCAGCCAGCAAAGUCGGAUUUCAGCUGUUCACCCUGCAGGCAGCACCAGAGUCACCUCAGCAGUUUGAAGGAGGGGCUGCAGAGCAGCCUGACGGGCGGGCUGGAGGAAGUGCUCACUGACCUCCUCUCCUCCAGCAACACUCAGCAUCUCCGCGUCUGUAAAACGUGUCAGGAAACAAACAUGACUCCAUCUGUCCGGGAGCAACAGCCCAUCUGUGACCUACAAGCUGUGGAGAGGAAGCUCAAAGGGGGCGGCUACCCCUCCAUAAAAGCUUUUCAUAUGGAUGUCGCAGCUGUGAUGAAGAAAUGGUUGAAACAAGAGGAACUUCUCCCUGAGGAUCAAAGACCGACCAUUCACUCUAGAGUGCACUAUGUCCAGGUGAUGAAGCGAGUCUUCAGUUGGUAUCCUGCAUGCCUUCUUAAAAAGUGGAACUCAUUCUCUGAAGAAUUCCCAAGUGGCAUGCUUCCUGAAGCGGUCCUUCCACCUUCAAGGGAGCACAGUUAUGCUCAGUGGCUGGAGAGGACAUUCCAGCCCAAGGGGUCCCGAGGCCCACAGAUUCAGUGCGACUACACGCCGUCCUCAUUCUCUGCACAUCAGUUUGGUGCAUCUCAAGCUCCCCGUCUGUACUCGCAAGAUUCCACCAAGGUUGAAGAUAUGAGACAGUGUGCGCUUUGCCAACAAUAUGGAGAUGCUGUUCCUAGGGAGGCAGGACGGCUGUUGUACUUGGGGCAGAACGAGUGGGCACAUGUGAACUGCUGCCUGUGGUCUGCUGAAGUCUAUGAGCAGGACAGUGCUCUGCUACAAGUGCACAGUGCUGUCUCAAGGGGGCGCCAUUUGCGGUGUGAUCGUUGCGGGCAGUCUGGAGCCACGGUGGGCUGCUGUCUCGCCACCUGCCAGAGCAAUUUUCACUUCAUGUGUGCCCGGGCGGAUAACUGUGUGUUCCAGCAGGACAGGAAGGUUUACUGUGACGAGCACAGAGAUCUCGUCAGUGCUAAGAUUGUGUCAGGGAAAGGGUUUGAGGUGCCUCGGCGAGUGUAUGUGGACUUUGAGGGGAUCAAUUUGAGAAGAAAGUUUCUCACAGGUCUUGAGCCAGAAUCCAUUAACAUGACGAUAGGCUCUCUCCAGAUCCAAAAACUUGGUGUAUUAUCAGAGCUGUCAUCAAACGGGAGGAUGCUGUAUCCUGUUGGUUAUCAGUGCUCUCGGUUGUACUGGAGCACCGUAGACCCCCGGAGACGCUGCAAGUACACCUGUAAGGUGACAGAAGUGAGCACACCUCUCCCGGGUGAGGAGCAAGAUCCAAGAUGGGACAAAGAAGAGAACCACACCAUUGUCCACAGUCCAAACCGUCAAAGAGAUGUGGAGUCCCCAGAUCGUUUAAACUCCUCGUCCAGCCCCAUAAAGUCCACGAACCCAUCACCCAACUCUACAACACUCAACACACCUGGACCUAAAAGUCCUGGUCACACACAGACCAGGAGACCAGCGGGCGGGUCAUCCCGUCCUCUGCCAUCUCCAGGGUCAGCUCCUCACAAAUCUCAUCACAUCCUGACGCUGAGAGACCUGGACGACACACGUCGGCCACGCAGGCUCUCAUCUCGAAGCCGCCGCAGCUCCUCGCCGACAGAAAUCAGCCCGUCCGCACCCGUGAACCUCCGCUCGGGUGCCACCAGCCUCUCCAGAUGCGCCCUGUUUGGCUCCCCUCUGCGAUCAUCAAACAUCGGAACCAUUUCCCCUCCCCUCUCGGGACAAAACCCCACGUCCCCGGUCUGGAGCUCCCCUCCCAGAUCCAACUCCAGCAUGUGCGCGGGGCUGUCACCCCGACAAGGAGCCGUUACUCACUCCCCCAGAGGGCGGCAAAACUUCAAAAUCACAACCCCAGUGUCUGCUGAGGUUCCCCAAGAUUUCCUGGCAUCCUCCGAGGCAGAAGAUGCCGCAGUGGCUACAACAAAUGGGAUCUCGCUCGCCCCCGGUAACCUGGAGGAUGAAGUGUCCCACCUGAUGUCCCAGGAGCUGCCUUACACGGUGUUCGACACGGACGCCGUGGAUUCCAUGCUGAACACCAAGCUGGAGUUCGAUGACGCUCUGCUCUCUGAGAGCGUCCCGCUGCACGGAGGUAGAGGGGAGGCGGAAGUAGCUGUGCAGGGUGUGCAAAUGCAAGCAGGCGACGAGGAGAAUAGCUCCGAUGACGAGAGCUCCAGCCACUACUUGAGGUUUUCGCGGACGGUGGUGUGUGAUGCGGCGGGCAGCGCCGAGGCGGCAGGCCAGCUGCCCUCUGCACAGUCCAUCUCACAGUUGGACGGCGCAGACGGAGGGUCAGAGAGCGACGAGAACGAGGGGGUCGACGACGAAUCAAAAGGCGAUCCCAACACACCAACAAAACAGCUAACAGUCACACUCAAGAGGCUGGAGUCUAUCUACACGGCGCCAAAGUCUAAUGCAGAGAGAGAAGCCAACGAACCAGAAGUAGAGGAAAGUUUCUCACCCCCUGCUAUUUUGGAUUCGUCUUACAGCAACAGUGAGCUGUCGUUACAGGAAGAGGUCGUUAUGGCCCCAGAAACACCAGAACCUGAACACAAAAUAUUUUUGGAUUCAGAUACAGGGAAUUUUGUUUCAGUUGAAGAGGCUCCAGCAGUGUCUGUGACACAGAGAGCGGAUGAGGACAGAGACGAGGGCAGCUCAUCGGCAGACUCGGUUGAGGGAUUCCAAGAUGAUUUGAAAGAUCCCGACUACUCUCCAGAGUCCGAAACCAAGAAGUCUCCCAUCAUGCAGAUGAAAACAAUCAUAAUGAAGACAAAGCUGCCUGCACCAAACCCGCCCAAGCCGCUGUUACCAAAAGUUCAAUACCAGCCCAAAAUUCCCCUCCCCCUGACCCCCCGGCCUGUACAGGUUGGAGACAACAGGCUGGUGUCCGCUCCAGCAGCCGUCUGUGCGGUCCCGCGCCCCGUCACCUCCCCGAUCAUAAUCAACGGCCUGAACGCGUUCCCCCUUCAGCCCAGCACCGCGCGGGGCCGAACCAUCGCCAUCCGCCUGGACACCUCCAAGCAGGACGGCCAGCAACCGCAGGAAGCGGCCAGCCAGAGCUCCGGGGCCGCCGGGCCGCCCGCGCCCCAGCCGCCCGCGCGCCAGGUCCUGCUGGUCAACCGGCAGGGGCAGAUCCUCAUCAAGGACCCCAGAUCCAACACCUUCCAGACCCUCGCGGCGAACUCGCCAGCUUAUAACAAGAUCAGCCACAUCGCCAAGAUUUUGCACAGCGGGAACACGCUGCAUCAGCCCGUCCCCCGCGUCAUCAUAAAGCCCCGCGCCGGAGCGCCCACCCCCAACCCGCCCCCCGCCGGCAACCACGCCCCGCCCGAGAGGAAGCUCGUCUUCAGGGUGCUCCCCGUGAGGAGCGGCGCUGCUCCGAACCCCGCCGCGCCCAUCGGCGUGCAAACCAUUCCUCUGGUUGGCUUCUCCAGCACCAACAAAUGCACGGCCCAGGCCAUCCUGGAAAAGGCAAUGGCCAGUCACCGCGACGCACAGAGGCCCAAGCCCAUCAUUCUCAGCAACACUCUGCCGCCAAACAGCAGACCGCAGAGACCGGCCCAGGUGUCCGAGGCCGGAGACCCCAGCCCCUCACCGGCUGGACAGCCGGAGCCCCCCGGCGGGCUCUCCAACGAACCAACACUGGCUUCAUCACGCCACCAAGUGAGAGUCAAAAGAGUGUCGUCAGUGUCUGAAAAACCCUCCAGGAAGAAAUCCAAGUUGGACUUUUUAAAAGAUCCAUCGAGUGAGCCAGAAGACGUUCAGGAAGCCAGGGCGAGUGGUGUUAGAAUGAAAGCUCCAACCACCAAAGACGUCCUCGAUCUGAACCAGGAGAACGUGCCUGAGCCCAAGCCGUUGAGAAUAACCGCUCCACCUCCUCCUACACCCAGCAGGCGCCCCCGGGUUGAUACUCCUCUUACGUCCUCACAAACCAACACUUACCCUCAUGGUGGCACACACACGUGGGUCAGCUCUCGCCACGGGGACCUCUCUGAGUGGGGCCCGUAUACAGGUUUUAGCUCAGAAGAAGACGCCCCUGCACUCAAGCACAGGAAGACCUACAUGAACCAGCCCCACCUUCGCUUCGAAAUCACCAGCGAUGACGGCUUCAGCGUGAAGGCGAACAGCAUAGAGGUCGCCUGGCGUGCUGUGAUUGACGGCGUCCUUGAAGCCCGAGCAGGCUUCCACCUGAAGCAGCUUCCUCUGGGCGUGAUGAGCGGCCCGCGGGUGCUGGGCGUCAUCCACGAUGCUGUCAUCUUCCUGCUGGAGCAGCUGCAGGGCGCCGGCAACUGCAAGCGCCACCGCUUCCGAUUCCACCGCUGCGAUGACAUUGAGGAAGAGCUUCCGCUGAACCCGAGCGGCUGCGCGCGCGCUGAAGUCUACACACGGUGCCGACGCCUUACUUUUCCAACACGGAAAGCGACUUUUGAUAUGUUCAACUUCCUGGCGUCUCAGCACAGAGCCCUGCCCGACAUAGUCGGCCCCUUUGAUGAAGAUGACGAUGAAUUCCCACUCAAGUCCUCCAGGCGAGCCACCAGCAGCGAGCUGCCCAUGGCAAUGAGGUUCAGACACCUGGAGAAAACCUCCAAAGAAGCCGUAGGAGUGUACAGAUCUUCCAUUCACGGCCGUGGACUGUUCUGCAAGCGGAACAUCGAGGCUGGGGAGAUGGUGAUAGAGUAUGCCGGCACAGUCAUUCGCUCCGUCCUGACCGAUAAGCGGGAGAAGUACUACGACAGCAAGGGCAUCGGCUGCUACAUGUUCCGCAUCGACGACUUUGACGUGGUGGACGCCACGAUGCAGGGCAACGCCGCCCGGUUCAUCAACCACUCGUGCGAGCCCAACUGCUACUCGCGCGUCAUCAACGUGGACGGCCGCAAGCACAUCGUCAUCUUUGCCCUGAGGAAGAUCUACCGGGGCGAGGAGCUCACCUACGACUACAAGUUCCCCAUCGAGGACGCCGACAGCAAGCUGCACUGCAACUGCGGGACCAGGCGGUGCCGCCGCUUCCUCAACUAG
Menidia menidia (Atlantic silverside) is the source of this 9609-nucleotide messenger RNA. The record is from the annotation of a GenBank genome assembly. Lineage: Eukaryota; Metazoa; Chordata; Actinopteri; Atheriniformes; Atherinopsidae.